CGGGCGUGGGGCCUGUGUUACUUUUGUGCAUGCGAAGCCACCGACCACCACAGCAACCUGCAAACAUCCAGCCUUACCCACCUUUAAGCCUUUACACGCGUAUCGACCACUACAUAGGGCAGGUUUUGAUAGGAAAGCGCAGGCCUAGCCCCGGGGUCCUUCAGCGACUAAGUGCCCACGUUCAAAGGAUAGAACGUUGUAACCUAACAACUGUGAAUCAUACCCGGGGGCCGUGGAGGUUGGGGAGGCGGGAACGGGUGCUACUCUAUCUGUCCCCGUGCAGCGCCUGCCUUCCCCUCGUGCAGCCCCUGCCUCCCUUGCCGCUUCCCAGCCAGUUCGGUGCCUACCACCCUCAUGCCUUCCAUGCGCGACGUUUGCCUUCCCAUGCGCUUCGCGGCCCCCGGUAGGGUUCCCAACUCCCUAUGCCCUUCCCUGUACCGUGCCUGCCUCUCCAUGGCCUUGCCAGCCCGGGGCCUGCCUCCCGACGCCCGUUCAUGUGCAGCACCUGCCCCUCCUGCCCUUCCCUGUGCGGCCCUUGCGUCCUUAGACCCGUCUCUGCACGGCCCCAGCCUACCUUUGUGCCUGCCCCUGCGCAAUACCGCUUGUCCUCCCGUGGGAUUCCCAUGCCCUUCCCCGUGGGCCCCGUCGGCGCCAGUGUCCAUGCCCUUCUCCGUGUGGUGCCGCUGCGGCCCUCUGAGGGACUUCUAUGCCCUUCCCCGUGUGGCGCCUGCCUCCCCACGCCCUUCCCGAUGCUUCACCUGCUCGACCUACCCUGUGCUUUACCCCUCAUUUCUUCUCUGCCACACCAGAGGUAGGGGCGCUCUUUUGUCAUACUGCCUCCUCUGCGUUGCUGCUGCUGCCGCGCGCGCUGUCUGGGACGUCCAGGCUUAUAACCCUUAUAACGGCGGCGGCGCUCGUGAAACGUCCACUGCUGCCGCCGUCUACACCUCCGCCACUUCCCGAGGCACCUCCCUGCCCCCCGGGUGGGGUGUGGCGGGGGCGGGCAGGUCAGGGGAGCUGCCCACGUCUGGCUCAUGGGACCCCCAUCCGGAGUCCAAGCCCUCCUUCCACAGGGGUGGUGCCGACGGCGGCGGCUCAUCGGGUCCGGGACCGCAGCCCUGGAACCGCCGUCUCAGCGGCAGCAGCAGCAGCGCCAACACGGC
Molecule: messenger RNA, 1163 nt
Organism: Astrephomene gubernaculifera
Lineage: Eukaryota; Viridiplantae; Chlorophyta; Chlorophyceae; Chlamydomonadales; Astrephomenaceae
Source: the annotation of a GenBank genome assembly